Molecule: messenger RNA, 2145 nt
Organism: Ruditapes philippinarum (Manila clam)
Lineage: Eukaryota; Metazoa; Mollusca; Bivalvia; Venerida; Veneridae
Product: zinc finger and SCAN domain-containing protein 21-like
Exons: 5
Coding region: 231-1535 (434 amino acids)
Biological process (GO): regulation of transcription by RNA polymerase II
Cellular component (GO): PcG protein complex; nucleus; transcription regulator complex
Molecular function (GO): DNA-binding transcription factor activity, RNA polymerase II-specific; RNA polymerase II cis-regulatory region sequence-specific DNA binding
Source: RefSeq, a predicted model, not a curated record
GUUUAGAGUACUCUUCAAGCCAAUAAAAAUGGAGGUAAUCAGAUAAUUGAGUCUGGAUUGAUGCUUUGUUUAAUUUCAUUUAAUCGACGCAUAAUUGUGUCGCUUUAGGUCUGGUGGUUUGAAAAUAAGUGCCACCAAUGACUAAACUUCUAGUUUCAACACCAAGCAUAUAUGUUUUGUUAUAAGAUUUACACCUGAGGAUUAUUAAGGAUCACACAUAGGCUGUAACCAUGGCUACUGAACUUGAUGUGUUGAAGGAGAUUCCAGGAUACAAGGCAAUCCUGAAGUCAGUCCUCAAAUCGCAAAUACAGAUGUUGAUGGAACAAUUGUCAAACCAGACUGGUGAAGAGUCCAUCAUUCUGACAGCAAGUGUACAUGAUGGUUCCCUGUCUCAUUUGGGAUCCAACACUGGCAAGGGGUUCCUGGAGGGGAGAGACGAAAUAAAGGCACAAUUCCUGGGAUAUUGCCUAAAAAGUCAGCAUACCAAAGAGUCACAAGAGGCAGAGUGUCCGCAGUAUAAUCGCAGUCGAACAUUAAUGCCCCCUGCCCGGCGUCAGCGACCUCGAAUACGCCCAGCACCUUAUUCCAUCGGUUCGCCUGGAGCCAACAGCAUCGUUACCUCUUCACCAUCAUUCCAAAUGUCUUCACAACAUGAUAUAAGUGAAAUGAAAACCAGCAAUAAUUCAAGCGUAAAAACCGAAACUGCCGACGCUGCUGAUAACUUUCUAGACUCGGUCACGUCAGACGGGGAUGUCGAAUUUCCAGCGGUGGACGAUUCUAAUUUGUCGAACCAGGCAACUAAUCAAAAUGAAUCCUUUGAUUCUAGUCAGUCUUCAAGCCAGGACAAUAUAGGCAACUCUGUUCAAACUGUGAAAACGGAGCCCCAGUCAGCCGACAAUGACCUUGAGGUCACUGGCAUCGAAAUGGGAGACAACUCUUUGUCAUCAUCAGAAAAUUGGGGUCAGGGUUACGGUUCCUCUGGACAAAAUGACGGUGGUCAACCUGAUCAGAAUUCAUACAAUGCACUGUGGUUGCAAAGCAGUCAAAAUUGGCCUCAAUCUGCAGUUGAAUCCCUGUCCAGCAAUUCCCAUCCUGGAGGUAACUUCAUGAGGCAGUUUCCUGUUAAUAGAGGAUUUCUUAGCCGACACAUUCUGGAUAAUGUCACAGGGAGAACUAUGGAAAGCCAUAGAGAGAUAAAUGACGAUACAACAGCAGUGUCACCAGCGGAGUCUAGUUCAAAUCCAGUCCAGCCGGGAACAAACAUGUACAUAAACUGUUCGUACAGUUGCGCGUCCUGUAAUCUUAAAUUUGCCACGAAAGGUCAACAUAUGAAUCAUUUAUACGAUAUACACAAAGUCCCACACUACGACUGCGAUUUUUGUGGGCGGCGAUUCCGUAUGCGACAGCAAAUGGAAACUCACAGGCGGAUGCACACCGGGGAGAAACCGUACAAGUGUACAAGCUGUGACGCUGCUUAUGCAAAUGCUGCGUCGCUGCGUUAUCACAAAAUGAAAGUUCAUACUGGACAACAGUGAUCGGUCGUGUCAGCUCAAAAACUUUUUCAAAGCCAUUUUUGAUAAGAAAUUUAAUAUUCUCAGGAUAAUGAGCUGAAGAUUUCGAACUGAACCCAGCAAAUUGUCUUCCAUCUUGAAAAGUACAAAAGUUCGAAAAAAUGUAAUCUUUUAUGUGAUGAUGUUUAUCAAAAGUUUGAAAAUGUGACGGUUUAAGUUUUGAUGUUAGGAACAUUCCUUUGAGACUUUUAAUGUAAAAUGUACAAUUUAUUGAAGUGGUCAGUGAUUGAUUUAGCAUGACCACUGUGUACAUAAACCAAAGACAUUACUAAAAAGUAUUUUACAUUAGUCUGGACAAAGGAAAAACUUUGUGACAGUUUAUUAUAGGGCAUUAUGAAUAUAAUACUCAUAAUUAAUUUUGUGCAAUAAACAGUUUUCCAUUGCUAGUGUAUUAUAGAAUGUCGUAUGUGUUUUAAAAGCUGUACAAGACAGCUUAGUGAAAGUGUUGGUAUUUUAAUUUUAGCAUUCAUAUUUAGUUGAAGAAACAUUCGAAAAACAAGAAAUAUGAAAAGAACGUUAAUUAUGAUAAAUUUUAUUAAUAAUAAUUAUCAUUAUAACAUGAAAUAAACUUGUU